GCGGUGGUGUUUGAUAUCAUGUCGGCCACCGUAGAAGAGGAUAACAUAUCCAUGAUUACGUUGGGAGUGCCCGGUGGAUUUCUUCAUCAUUUGUAGCUAGAAAGAUUUAUUAUAAUUAAUUCCGACGACUUUGAUAGAGGCAUCCUAGCCCAAUAGAGGAAGAUGAGGCUGAAAGAGAUCCAGAGGACGGCUCAUCCAGCAUGGAGUCCUGCCCCCCACCACCCUAUCUGCCUGGCCUUAGGCACAUCAGCGCAGCAGUUGGACGCGUCAUUCAACACCGCUGCCGCCCUGGAAAUAUUCCAGGUGGAUUUUGCCGAUCCUUCCCUGGACAUGAAACUCAAGGGGUCCCUACCUACUUCUAACAGGCUGCAUAGUCUGGUGUGGGUAAACUUUGGAGCAGGAGAAGACGGUUUGGGAGGGAGACUGAUUGGAGGCAGUGAUAAUGGCAUGGUAACGGUGUACAGCCCAGAAGCCAUCGUAACAUCAGGGGCAGAGGCAAUAAUAGGACAGUCUGACAAACACACUGGGCCUGUCAGAGCACUAGACUUCAACCCCUUUCAGAGUAAUCUGUUGGCGUCAGGGGCAAACGAUUCAGAGAUCUACAUCUGGGAUCUGAACAAUUUCAGCAAUCCAAUGACACCUGGGACAAAGUCACAGCUCUGUGAGCCUCCUGAAGAUAUCAGUGUCGUGUCCUGGAACCAACAGGUCCAACACAUCCUGGCCUCUGCCAACCCCAGUGGGAAAGCAGUGGUCUGGGACCUGAGGAAGAACGAGCCCAUCAUCAAGAUUAGUGACCACAGCAACAGGAUGCACUGUUCAGGGAUGCUCUGGCACCCUGAGGUGGCCACACAGUUGGUCCUGGCCUCCGAAGAUGACCGCAUGCCAGUUAUUCAGAUGUGGGACCUGCGCUUCGCCACGUCCCCUCUCAAAGUCCUGGAGAACCACACAAGGGGACUUCUGUCCAUAGCGUGGAGCCAAGCAGACCCAGAGCUGUUGCUCAGUAGUGCUAAAGAUAACAGGAUCCUCUGCUGGAAUCCAAACACUGGAGAGGUGAUCUAUGAGUUACCAACAACCAACCAGUGGUGCUUUGACAUCCAGUGGUGCCCCAGGAACCCAGGGCUGCUGUCGGCAGCCUCGUUUGACGGGUGGAUCAGUGUCUACAGCGUGAUGGGAGGAAGCCUGGAGGCCCAGCAGCAGAGAAGGGCUGAUCAGUCCAUGUGUGGUACUUUCCCACAGAUCUCCUCGUCCUUUGACACCAUGGAUCCGUUUGGGACGGGCCAGGUGCUGCCCCCUCUGCAGGUUCCCCAACCCACCCCUCAGACCACCCUCGUCGCUCCGCUGAAGAAGCCCCCCAAGUGGGUGCGCAGGCCCGUAGGAGCCUCAUUCGCUUUUGGUGGGAAGCUGAUCACAUUUGGGAGCCCUAAGCCUCCAGUCCAGAGCCCACAGCCCGUCCCUGUCCCCAGGCAGGUGUUUGUGAGCCAGGUCACCACGGAAACAGAGUUCCUCCAGCGCUCCAGAGAGCUGCAGGCUGCUCUGCAGUCCGGCUCCUUGUCAGACUACUGCCAGGCCAAGAUCCACAAGGCCCCAACAGACUCUGAACAGGACAUAUGGAGGUUUCUCCUGGUCAACUUUGAAGACGAAGCCCGGGUCAAAUUCCUGAGACUUCUGGGUUUCAGCAAAGAGGAGUUGGAGAGAAAGAUAUCCACCUGCUUGGGGAAGAACCUGCAGCCGAACGGACAUGGAGUGGAUGCCAACGAUCUGGCUGAGAAGAUACAGCUUCUCUCUACUCAGAGGUCAGAAGAGUCCGGUGAUGCAGUCGACUCCACCAAGACCCCUGGUUCAUCCUCCCCCUCAGACUUUUUCAGUCACAUCCCACCACAACCACAGGACAAGGAGAAGAUCAGCUUCCAAAUCCCUGUCUCAGCAGAUGCAGACGGUCUGAUCAGCCAGGCUCUGCUGGUGGGUAACUUUGAGGGAGCGGUGGAUCUGUGUCUGAACGACGGGCGCUACGCUGAGGCCAUCCUGCUGGCUAUCAGUGGAGGAGAGGAGCUACUGCAGAAGACCCAGCAGACAUACCUGGACAAGCAGAGGAACAGCAUCUCCAUGCUGAUCUCAUCCGUGGUGACCCAGAACUGGGGAGACAUCGUGCAGAGCUGUGAGUUGGAUAACUGGAAGGAGGCUCUCGCCGCUCUCCUAACCUACGCUCACCCCAACGAGUUUGCUCAUCUGUGUGACACCCUGGGGUCACGUCUGGAGGGUGAGGGGACAGAGAAACGCUGUCUGCAGGCAUGUCUCUGUUACAUCUGCUCUGGGAACAUUGAGAAACUAGUGGAAUGCUGGGCCCUGCAGAGGGACUGCUCCUCUCCUCUGGUUCUAGAGGACUUGGUGGAGAAGGUGAUGGUCCUGCGUAAGUCUAUUGAGCGUCUGAGGAGCAGUGAGGUGGCGCUACAGAGUCCUGUCCUGGCUGACAAGCUGACUCACUAUGCUGGUCUCCUGGCCUCACAGGGCAGCCUGGUUACAGCAAUGUCCUACCUGCCAGACGCCUCAGACCAGGCUUCCAUCAUGAUGAUGAGAGACCGGCUGUUCCACGCCCAGGCUGAGGGAGCAGCAGGGCGCCAACAGCCCCCACCGUUCCCCUACAACAUAGUCAGUGUGACGGGGGGCCACCCUGCCCCCUCCCAGGCCCCUGCUGCCCCCUCCCAAGCACAACCACCAGCACAGACAACACUGACGCCGGGGCCCCACCAGCCUCCUCUUCCUGUGAUGCCAGUGGUUGGCCAGCCUCAGCCUCCUAUGACUACCGUGUUCACUCCUCAAGCUGCUACUGCUCACUCCAGAGGACCACCUCCUCCUUCAUAUGGUGGUCUGCCACCCUCCUCCCAUGGUCCUCCAGCUAGUGGUCUGCCACCCUCCUCCCAUGGUCCUCCAGCUAGUGGUCUGCCACCCUCCUCCCAUGGUCCUCCACCUAGUGGGCUGCCACGGACAGGGAUACGGCCAGCCUACCCCCAGCAUCCUGCCGCUGCCCCAGGGUUCUCUCCACUCCAGCCACAACAGCCCAUGUCUGCAGGACUCUCUGCCUUCGCUCCAGGACCCACUAUGCCAGGCUCCAGCCUGUCUGGACACCCCCCUGGCGGCCUCCCCACCAUGCCCAGCCCAGGGCUUCCUCCUUCAGGCUUCACCCCCACCUCGCUCCCCUCAGGCCCCAUGCCACCGAGCUACCAGCAGCCUGGGGCCCCCGUCGGCAUGUACCCACCAGGGGGGUCUCACCUUCACAGCCAGGGCCCACCUGCAGGUCCCCCCUCUGGCCCAUACCCACCCAUGGGACCUGGGUACCCACAAGGAGGUCCUGGAGCCCCAGCCGUCAAGUCCUUCUCUGCUCCCUCGGUUGCUCCUCCUCCUACAGGGUACUUCCCUUGGCUGAGUCCUCCCCUUGUUGACGAUGAUGCAGGACAAGACGGCUGGAAUGACCCACCUGCAGUACGAGGGGGUCCCAGGAAGAAAAAGGGUGUCCCAGAGAACUACACUCCUCCUGCUCCCAUCACCGCCCCUGUUAUGGGGGGUUUUCCCAUGGAGGGCCCUCAUCAACCCCAAGGACAGCAGGGCCACGACCCCAGUCGCACCCAGCAGUUCCCCCCAGGGGCCCCUCAGGAGCCCAGCGUACAGCUCCUCCAGGCGCUGCCGGCUGAGAGGGUGGAGCAGAGAGAGAUUCCUGCAGAGCACAUGGUCCUCAAACAGACCUUCGACAGCCUGGUUCAACGCUGCCAGCUAGCCGCACAAGAUCCACAAACAAAAAGAAAACUUGACGAUGCAUCGAAACGCCUUGGGUACCUGUAUGACAAGCUGAGAGAGCAAACGCUGUCUACCAACAUCCUGGGUGGUUUACAUGAGAUCAGUCGCUGUGUGUCUGUCCAGAACUACCCGCGUGGCCUAGAGGUCCACACUGCUGUGGUCACCAGCAGCAACUUCAGCGAGAUCCAAGCCUUCAUGCCCAUCCUCAAAGUGGUCAUGACCAUCGCCAACAAGCUGGCCGUCUGACCGCUGAUCUCACACCUAGGCUAGCGUCUAGAAUGAACCUUAUUUCCUAUAAUGCACUGCUUUUGACCAGACCUUGUGGACUCUAAGGGCCCAAUGAGCUCUGUGGGCUCUAUAAGAGCUCUAUGAGGGCCCUGUGGGCUCUAUGAGGGCCCUGUGGGCUCUAUGAGGGCCCUGUGGGCUCUAUGAGGGCCCUGUGGGCUCUAUGAGGGCCCUGUGGGCUCUAUGAGGGCCCUGUGGGCUCUUGUCAAAAGUAGUGCACUAUAAAGAGAAUAGGGUGCCAUUUGGGACGCACUCCAAAACACACCAAGACAAAACAACCAGACUUCAGUGUUAUCAUAUGAAUGGAUCAUAAUGUUAUAUAUAUUAUUUCUUUUUCAGCUGUUGAAAUGUGCUUUGAUAAAAACAUUUAUUGCA
Molecule: messenger RNA, 4449 nt
Organism: Coregonus clupeaformis (lake whitefish)
Lineage: Eukaryota; Metazoa; Chordata; Actinopteri; Salmoniformes; Salmonidae
Gene: sec31b
Product: SEC31 homolog B, COPII coat complex component
Exons: 27
Coding region: 163-4035 (1290 amino acids)
Biological process (GO): endoplasmic reticulum to Golgi vesicle-mediated transport; intracellular protein transport; COPII-coated vesicle cargo loading
Cellular component (GO): COPII vesicle coat; endoplasmic reticulum exit site
Molecular function (GO): structural molecule activity; protein binding
Source: RefSeq, a predicted model, not a curated record